Molecule: messenger RNA, 3033 nt
Organism: Amphimedon queenslandica
Lineage: Eukaryota; Metazoa; Porifera; Demospongiae; Haplosclerida; Niphatidae
Product: SH3 and PX domain-containing protein 2A-like
Exons: 13
Coding region: 108-2762 (884 amino acids)
Cellular component (GO): cytoplasm
Molecular function (GO): protein binding
Source: RefSeq, a predicted model, not a curated record
UACAUCAUUCACGUGUUCUUAAUAAAGAAACCUCUUCCAGUUCAGGUGCAGCGCACACCAAUGGACUAUCCAGCCCAACAGAGCAAGUCAUUAGUCAUCCUGAUGAAAUGGAGAACUUGGAGCAAUAUCGGGUCAUUGCUGAUUAUAAUCGGGCUGACAAUCAUCAAGUUGAUCUGACAGCUGGACAGCUAGUACAUGUCAUUGAGAAACACGAUACUGGCUGGUGGAUGAUAGUUACUGAUGAAGAGCAGGGCUAUGCUCCAGCAGCAUAUUUAGAAUCUAUUGAUAAAACGUAUGAUUCAUUGGAGCCUGAAGUGUCUUCUAAUGAAGAGUAUGAGGCAAUGGAGAGUUACAUACCUCAGAGUGAGGAUGAGGUUGGGAUAUCAAUGGGUGAGAAGGUGACUAUUGUUCACAAGAGCAUGGAUGGAUGGUGGAAGAUAAGUAAAAAGGGUCGAACUGGCUACUGUCCAGCUACCAUCAUAAGAAGAGUGAGUCAACAAACCAACGAGUCAUCUCCAAGUGCUGAAAGUAUCACUUACGAAUCAGAGAAAUCAAUUUACGAGGGACUUAAUAUUCACAAGAAACCACCACCAAGAAGAAACACAAUAAAGAGGUCGGAUGACAUAUACAUAGUCCCCAGACCACUACUGGCUGGUAAAGUAGCAGGGACCAAUAUUGACAUGUCCGAUACACCUGCCUACUAUAAAGUACCAAGACCGUCUCAUUCCUCCACUUCAGGGAGUGAUGAAGACAGACACGGCGUCUGCUCUAACCGACCAUUCUCCCCCAAUCAUUAUGAGAUGGGCCCGGUGGAUAGUGAUAUUUAUGAGAAUACUGACUUCGAUCAUCCGUUUGAUCCAUCAGAGGGUAUCGUUCACCAUACCAUAUACCAGAAUACUUCAUUUGAUGGGACUCCUCUUCUUGAUGAGCCCAAGAAGCUUCCUCCAUUGAAGAAGUUUGGUUCUCCUCAGUUGAAGAAGUCUCCUAAUAGGCCGCCCCCUCCUCCUAAUAAACCAACUGCUAAUAAGAAACCAGACAGUCCAGUCAAUCUUGAUUUAGAUAAUGAGUACAUCAAUCCUGAAGAGUUUGCUAUUAAAGAUGAGACACGUGCCCCUAGUCCUCCCAAGAAAGUACCAUUCAAGUCACAAGAUUCAACAGGGAGCACUGGCCGGGUCAAAUAUGUGUCUAUAAUGCCAAUGCCUGAGCCACCCAAAGGAGAGGAAGGAGAGAGUAAGAGCGACUCAAUAAAGAGCAGGAAUAAACUGGCCAUGACCAAAUCCCUUGGUUUCCUUGAUUCAGCAAGAGCAUCGACCAGCCCAGAGAAUGAUGAUGAGUAUGUUGAAAUGGAUCCAGUUUAUGCUGCAGUAGCUCCAGAUGAGCAGCACAGUGAAGGGAAUGACACCACAACUGCUGGCAGACUAACUCCAGUCCAACAAAAGAAGAAGCGUCCACCAUUACCAGUCCCUUAUGUUAAACAACAACAACAACAACAAGCAAGUGAACAGGCGGUUGAGGUCCCUAGAGGUAACAUACUCAAAAGGACUAAAAGCUUAGAAGAUCUUCUAGCAAAGUCUGAGUCUAGUCCUCUAGCACCAAAGAAGCCACUUAUACCUUUAGCAGGGAAGGGAUCACCGUCAAAUGGCUACGAUCACAUCAAGCCAUUACCGAAUCCAAAACCAUCGUCUUCUCCAGCUCAUAAAAAGCCAGAGCCGGCAAAAAAGAAGCCAUACCCCAAGUUCAAGCUAGGAGGAGGUGGGAGUGAUUCAAAACCAGAGCCAGUUAUAUCUGCCCCUGUGCUAGUCGACUCAACAAAAGAUAUACAAACUCCUCCACCUCCUUCCUGCCCUCCUCCUUCUGCUUCAAAGAACUCUCGGUCUUACACUGCUAUUGAGGAUUAUACUAGUCAGGCUGAUGGCUGUCUUAGUUUUAGUGCUGGGGAGCGUUGCUUGCUGAUAAAGCAGUCGUCUGGUGGCUGGUGGUAUGUCAAUAUUAAUGGAAAGGAGGGAUGGACUCCUGGUGAAUUUUGGGAAGAAGAGAAAAGAGCUAUGACAGUUGCUUCAGCACAGCCUCCACAACUGCCUCCACAGAAACUUCCACCCACAAAGCCAAGGAGUGGCACCACUGCAGCCAUACUGAGUGACACCCCAUCCCCCCCUCUCUUACACCAGCACUCGCUUGAUAUUCCUCGAACUAAUUCCAAUUCUGAUGGGAGUCCCAAGUUGUCUAAAGGUAGAGGCCUGCCUCCUCCUCCUAAGCCUCGUCCAUUGAAUUCGUCGCCUCCUAACUCACGGAAGUUAGAGCAUCAUGGCUCAGCAGCUGAAAUGAAGUUUAGUUCUCCUCCUCCUCCUCCUCCACCAAGAAGAGCAGCAAGCCAAGCUAAUGGAUUAGGAGAUUAUGGUCAUUUGUCUGAUGUUACAACCGCCACACCAAUAGAGGAAUUCUCUUGGUAUGUUGGAGGAAUGGAGAGAGAGAAAGCUGAACAAUUCCUCAUUGAGAAUGGUAAACAAAGAGAAUUCUUGGUUAGAGAAAGAAUCAAUAAGAAGGGAUAUUAUGCUUUAUCAAUAAGACACCAUUACAGUGUCAAACAUUUCAAUAUUGAUCCCAAACCCGAUGGCUCAUACUCCAUGGGAGUGAUGCAGUUCUCUAGCAUUGAAGAGAUAGUGAAGCACUACCAGCACAACUCACUCUUUGUACACGAGGGACAGUCUGUUACUCUCGGGCAGCCCGUCAGACGCAAGUCAAGUAAAUUUGCUCAACACUGAGUUUGACUCUCUCCCUCUCCUUCUAUACAUAGUGUGUGUUUAUAUAUAAUUUUGUGAUUGUCCAUCCUAUUUUUUCUUAUAUUAUUGAUAUUCAUUUUUUUCCUCCUUUUUAAUGACAUGUUGUUUUGUAAUAUGUGCAGGACACAGUCGCAUUAAAUUGUCAUGUGAAUCAUUGCAUGCACCACAGUGUUAUUGGAAUUUACAAAAAUUAAUGAUGAUAAUAAAUAUCUAUUAAUGUGUUCAAUUUAUGUCUCAUUGUUUACUUUUAAAA